CGCUGAUUGGGCGAGGCUCGGCCAGUGGGGUCCGGCCGCUGCCGAACUGCUACUUUUGAAAGUGCCGGUGCCGGCGGUGCGGGGAGAGUGGGCCGGGCAUGGCUUGCUCGCGCAGGACCAAGGAGAGGACGCCACUGCCGAGGGAGAGGACGCCGCUGCCACGCAACGCCAAGAUGCUGGCCACUAAGCAGACCCGGGCAGGCAAGGUGGGCCCCACAGCAGAGAAUGUUGACCCUGAGAAGGAAGAGAACUGUUACGCCAAGAGAUCUUCAUCCUCGCCCCAGGGUGGGCCCAAGAAGAGGUCGGCAUUUGGGGACAUCACCAAUGCUCGCAAGAACCAGGUGGUGGCAGGGAAGAAGGAGGCCGUGAAAGUGGCACCGCCCAAGGCUCAGAAGGCACAGGGCACACUAGGGGUGGCCAAGAACAAUGAGAUCAACCUGAAAAAGUCAAUGAAGAAAACUCCCCCAAAAGCUCCUUCAGAGCCUGAAGUGGAUCCUGUUCCAGAGAAGCCAGUACCUGUGCAGGAACUGAAGCCCCCCAAGGAGAGGGUACCAGCAGUGGAGGACAUCGACAAGGAGCAGCUGGGUGACCCCUAUGCCAGUGCAGAGUAUGCCAAGGACAUCUUCGAAUACAUGCGGGAAAGAGAGGAGAAAUUCAUGCUUCCUGACUACAUGGAGAAACAGCCGGACAUCACUGGGGACAUGCGUGCCAUCCUUGUGGACUGGAUGGUGGAGGUGCAGGAGAACUUUGAGCUGAACCAUGAGACACUAUACCUGGCUGUGAAGCUGGUGGACCACUACCUGGUGGAGGUGGUGAGCAUGAGGGAGAAGCUGCAGCUCAUCGGCUCCACUGCCAUCCUCAUUGCCUCCAAAUUCGAGGAGCGGUGCCCACCGUGCGUGGAUGACUUCCUCUACAUCUGUGAUGAUGCCUACAAGCGGGAGGAGCUCCUGGCUAUGGAGAUGAGCAUCCUCAGCACCCUCAAGUUCGACAUCAACAUCCCCAUCCCCUACCGCUUCCUGCGGCGCUUUGCCAAGUGUGCCCGUGCCACCAUGGAGACGCUGACGCUGGCCCGCUUCCUCUGCGAGAUGACACUGCAGGAGUACGACUAUGCCCGUGAGAGCCCCUCAAAGCUGGCUGCCAGCUGCCUGCUGCUGGCGCUUACCAUGAAGAACCUUGGGGGCUGGACCCCUACACUGGAAUACUACAGUGGGUACAGUGCCCAGGACCUGCAUCCCCUGGUGAAGAGGCUGAAUUUCCUGCUCACGUAUCAGCCCCGCGACAAGCUGAACACCGUGCGUAGCAAGUACUCACACAGGGUCUUCUUUGAGGUUGCCAAACUUGCCCCCAUGGACAUGCUCAAGCUCGAGAAGGCACUCACCAGCUGCUAGUCCUACUCUGUAAAUAAAGCCUGUAAAUAAC
Messenger RNA from Pipra filicauda (Wire-tailed manakin), 1419 nucleotides. RefSeq names its product cyclin B3 (gene CCNB3). Gene Ontology annotation, biological process: regulation of cyclin-dependent protein serine/threonine kinase activity; mitotic cell cycle phase transition. Lineage: Eukaryota; Metazoa; Chordata; Aves; Passeriformes; Pipridae. The record is from RefSeq and is a predicted model, not a curated record. Gene Ontology annotation, molecular function: cyclin-dependent protein serine/threonine kinase regulator activity. Gene Ontology annotation, cellular component: centrosome; nucleus; cyclin-dependent protein kinase holoenzyme complex. The transcript is spliced from 12 exons. The coding region runs from base 99 to 1388 and encodes 429 amino acids.